Rubroshorea leprosula is the source of this 1039-nucleotide messenger RNA. The record is from the annotation of a GenBank genome assembly. Lineage: Eukaryota; Viridiplantae; Streptophyta; Magnoliopsida; Malvales; Dipterocarpaceae.
CUGGUGACCAAAGUCUACUACUAGACCAAAUGGCCUUUUCCAUUCUCUCGCAAAUUGCAUUCCGUUUCUUGUUCUGUCCCUUCUAAGUUCAAGCAUGUAUGGUUGGAGUUCCUCUUCAAUGGCAGAAAGCUUGAACAUGGAAGCAAUCUCACAAAACAAUUCCCCGUCAACUCCAUUUCCUCCUACCCCUCUCCAGUUGUCCGGAUUUCUCAACGGUGAUACCAUUCAAGUAGAGGGUGAAACAGGGGAUUUGCAAUUCUCUAUGAAAUUCAAUGUCCAAACCAAACAUGCUUCCAAGGACAACUUCCAUUUUCCACAUACAAAUUCACUUGAGAAUAUUUACACUCGUCAAGAUUCAAGUUUCGGUUCCUUCACAACUCCUAACAGUACUCAUAAAGUAGAAGAACGAAGUGCAGAAACAGAGCCAUUAAUGGUCCUUGAGAAUCAGGGAACCGAAGAGACUGCAAAAUCUGAUGCAACCAAGAGGGAUGUCAUAAUGACAAGGCUAAAAAGUGGGGUUAUGUCUCCAGUGAAGUAUUUUCCUCGAGCUUUCGUCAAUGAACACGGGGAUUCAAGGUAUUCUAGCAAAGUUAAACCGAAGAAGAAAAGAAGAGUUAAGAGGGAGGUCGUACUAGAGAAGAUGAUUCAGAGGCAUAGUUUCCCUGUAAGGCCUUGCAGUUCUUAUGCUUUCUUUGUGGUGGCCACUUGGGGUUUGGUCGAGUCCUCUUCCUUUGGUGAAGCAAGCAAGAAACUGAGUCAGAUGUGGUGCAAAUUGCCGUGCAGGGACAAGAAGAUAUACAAGGACAUGGCUGUCAAGGAUAGCACAAGAUAUAAGCGGCAAUGCAUGCUUUUAAAGAGCCAACAUCAGAAUGCCAAGUAGCAGAACUAUGCAUAUGCAGCAAAGCUAUAAACAGCAAGAUGGGUACCACAAGACAAUUUUUGUGAACUUCAUGAAGUUUGAUUUCAUGUGUGCAGUUAGAAAAUGCUAUUUACUUCAUUUUUCCCUUCUCCUUUACAUGAAUAUAAAUAGUUUUCUUGA